Lasiosphaeria miniovina is the source of this 614-nucleotide messenger RNA. RefSeq names its product ankyrin repeat-containing domain protein. The transcript is spliced from 3 exons. Gene Ontology annotation, molecular function: protein binding. The annotation marks the transcript as partial. Gene Ontology annotation, cellular component: nucleus. NCBI's taxonomy places the organism in Eukaryota, Fungi, Ascomycota, Sordariomycetes, Sordariales, Lasiosphaeriaceae. The record is from RefSeq and is a predicted model, not a curated record.
ACGCCACUCAAUUCGGCCUCGAGAAACGGGCAUGUCGACGUGGUCAAGCUUCUUCACGAGAAGGGGGCCGAUAUUACAGUUCCAAACAAUAAAGGAUGGACGCCACUCAAUUCGGCCUCGAGAAACGGGCAUGUCGACGUAGUCAAGCUUCUUCUCGAGAAGGGAGCUGAUAUCACAGUUCCAAACAAUAAAGGAUGGACGCCACUCAAUUCGGCCUCGAUCAACGGGCAUGUCGACGUGGUCAAGCUUCUUCACGAGAAGGGAGCCGAUAUUACAGUUCCAAACAAUAAAGGAUGGACGCCACUCAAUUCGGCCUCGAGAAACGGGCAUGUCGACGUGGUCAAGCUUCUUCUUGAGAAGGGAGCUGAUAUCACAGUUCCAAACAAUAAAGGAUGGACGCCACUCAAUUCGGCCUCGAUCAACGGGCAUGUCGACGUGGUCAAGCUUCUUCACGAGAAGGGAGCCGAUAUUACAGUUCCAAACAAUAAAGGAUGGACGCCACUCAAUUCGGCCUCGAGAAACGGGCAUGUCGACGUGGUCAAGCUUCUUCUUGAGAAGGGAGCUGAUAUCACAGUUCUAGACAUUGACGGAUGGACGCCACUCAAUUCAGCCUC